AUGCUCUGGUGGUCUUGGUGGUCCUCUGCAACCCACAAAUGCGAUCUACAACCAACAUCCUCAUCAUCAACCUGGCAAUGGCGGACCUACUCUUUAUAGUAUUCUGCGUUCCCUUCACCGGAUGGGACUACACCCUCGACUACUGGCCGUUCGGCGACGUGUGGUGCCGAAUAGUGCAGUACCUAGUCAUCGUGUGUGCUUACGCCAGUAUCUACACCCUAGUACUCAUGUCCUUCGACCGGUUUCUAGCUGUCGUUCAUCCGAUAACGUCGAUGUCCAUCAGGACAGAACGCAAUGCCUACUUUGCCAUUUUCCUAGCAUGGGUCAUGAUCCUGCUGGCUUGCAUCCCUGCGCUAUUCUCCCACGGGAUGGUCAUAGUCGACGACAACUUUGCCUCCUGCACGUUCCUGGCACACAAGGGCUACAGCAUAGUGGCCUUCCAAAUCUGCUUCUUUAUGUCAUCUUUCGUGGUGCCCCUUGCCCUGGUCUUUAUUUUGUACGUCUUGAUGCUGAAGAGGCUAUGGUUCGGUGUGACACCAGGAGGAAGGGUCAGCGCGGAGAGUGUCCGAUCCAAAAGGAGGGUGACGCGACUGGUCGUGGUUGUUGUGGUGGUGUUCGCCGUGUGUUGGUGCCCUGUCCAGAUUGUGCUGGUCCUCAAGAGCGUGAACCUAUACGGCCAGCCGAUGAACCCUCCGAGGAUAGUGAUACAGAUCGCGUCCCAAAUCCUGGCGUACACCAACUCAUGUGUCAAUCCGUUUCUGUACGCAUUUCUGUCUGAGAACUUUAGGAAGAGCUUUAGAAAGAUUAUCUUCUGCUGUCCAAGGAGCGUGACGAGUUCCGGGUCAACGAGGACUAGGAUCGGCGAUGAGAACGAGCGUACGGAGCGGGAAACAACGGCCACCUGCAUCACCAGGGCGUCCAAGAUAUCGAACGACAUUAUGUAA
Molecule: messenger RNA, 944 nt
Organism: Ixodes scapularis (black-legged tick)
Lineage: Eukaryota; Metazoa; Arthropoda; Arachnida; Ixodida; Ixodidae
Product: allatostatin-A receptor-like
Exons: 1
Coding region: 39-944 (301 amino acids)
Biological process (GO): G protein-coupled receptor signaling pathway
Cellular component (GO): membrane
Molecular function (GO): G protein-coupled receptor activity
Source: RefSeq, a predicted model, not a curated record